Messenger RNA from Meriones unguiculatus (Mongolian gerbil), 842 nucleotides. RefSeq names its product LSM2 homolog, U6 small nuclear RNA and mRNA degradation associated (gene Lsm2). Gene Ontology annotation, molecular function: RNA binding. The record is from RefSeq and is a predicted model, not a curated record. NCBI's taxonomy places the organism in Eukaryota, Metazoa, Chordata, Mammalia, Rodentia, Muridae. Gene Ontology annotation, cellular component: Lsm1-7-Pat1 complex; precatalytic spliceosome; U4/U6 x U5 tri-snRNP complex. The coding region runs from base 212 to 499 and encodes 95 amino acids. The transcript is spliced from 5 exons. Gene Ontology annotation, biological process: mRNA splicing, via spliceosome.
GCCCCUUCCGGCUUGGCGUUCCUCGCCGCUCUGCCGUGCUCGGCUCAGCCGCGCGCUCUCGGCCGGGCGACUGUGGCGUCUCCCCCCCGCGCCUGCGUGAUCCUGUCGUGCCCCACGCGCGGGCUCGCGCUCGGGCUCCCGCCCUGCCUCCGGCCCGCAGGCCCCGGCCCUUUCCUUCGCGGCCCGGGCCGCAGCGCGAGGCGCCAGCACCAUGCUCUUCUACUCCUUUUUCAAGUCCCUUGUGGGCAAGGAUGUGGUCGUGGAACUCAAGAAUGACCUCAGCAUCUGUGGAACCCUCCACUCUGUGGACCAGUACCUCAAUAUCAAGCUCACCGAUAUCAGUGUCACAGACCCUGAGAAAUACCCUCACAUGCUGUCCGUCAAGAACUGCUUCAUCAGAGGCUCCGUCGUCCGCUACGUGCAGCUGCCAGCAGAUGAGGUGGACACACAGCUGCUGCAGGACGCGGCCAGGAAGGAGGCCCUUCAGCAGAAACAGUGAUGGUGCCUCUUCCCUCCCCUCUUUCCCUUUGGUGACCCAUAGCGUGAUGUCCAGCUAAGGACAAGGACCCCUGCCCAAUUCUUAAGGUGUGUUUUGUUUUGUUAAUGAUAAGUUUUGUUCUUUUUAAUUGAAUGGAUGAGAUAAUUCCUCAGUUGAGAAGGGAGGGUAAGAAAGCCAAGAACUGCAGAAUGUUUCUGGACUGCUCCCGGUCCGCAUGUACCUUUCUCUCACCUUCCCAGGAGAUGGGGGAACAUCCUAGCCCUUCCCAGGGCUGCACGUGAUAGAUUUGGGGGAUGGAAAGACUCUGUCCCGCAUCGGGAAUAAACUUUAUGAUGCAGACUCA